UUUUGUUUGUUUUGUUUUUUUUUUUCUCCCCUUCAUUGAUGUCCUCUUUUCCUUGCCAUUUUUGUCACUUUUCACCCUUUGGCCAAAUAACUAAUGGGAAAGUUUUUUCCUCAUUCCAGAAACACUUUAACUACUGGAAUAUUGGAUUGGAAGUCCAUCACCAAUAGGAAAAUUUGGAAUUUUUUUUCUCCCCCCUUUUCAAGUUAUAAAAAAAACAUUUUAUUUAGUCACUUUCAAGACAACUUUAUUUAUUUGACAUUUCAGUACAUUUAUGCUUUAAAUAUGCACCUCUGCUGCAUCCACUCUGUCCCAGUGUCCUCUGCCUUUCCCCAAUUUCUACCAAUGCUCAGCCCCUCCCCUUUCUGGAAGAAAGACUCAAAGAUUAGAAAUUUAGGAAUUAAGGUUUAAAGUCUAUAGAAAUUUUAAACUUCAGUCCAUGUAUUUUCAUACAGUUGGCUUCGGAGGGAAAAUGCUGGCUCGGUCUUUAAAGAGUACAUGAACUGAUGAGAAGAUAGAUCAUCUUUGCCGUGCAAAAGAUAAGAUGGUUUCUAACCUCACCACUAUACUCCAACAUACUUUUACCAAGUUCCCCAUGGCAAGCAUUCUGUUGGCUGGAGGUGCGAGUCCUUCAUUCCCCGCAAGUGUUUAACUUGUAUUUUUCAUCUUUUAAAACUUAUGUCUGUAUUACCUUGGGGGGUUCCUGGGUUAGGUCCAUUCUGAAGAUUUGGAGUUGUCCCACUGGUUACAGGCCAUCUUAUUUUGUGCUUGGGGGGGGUAAAGGAGUGGGGAGGAGCAUCAUAGAGUCACAGCUCUCUUGCUCUGUCGCUCCACCCCCCGCGCGCUAGCAAAGGAUUGGUGGAGUUCGCGCCUAGAGCUGUCUUCCUGACCCAUCUGCUGUGAUGGCAUUUAAUUCACUGGGAAAAUCAGCUAAGAGGAUCCUUGCUGUAACAUUUAAUAUCUAUUUAUUAAUAGAUAUCACUUGUUUAAAUGGCUUCUGUAAGAUACAGAUUGUUUUGUGGGUUAAACAUUUUUCACUUGCCUAAAAAGGUUCAAGCAGCGUCAGGCAGACAGCUCAUAAUCUAUUCCACCACCUGCGUCAGAUGCUGGGUUAGAAAGAUGAAAGUAUGCGCAGCAGCAGCAGCGAUGACUUCUUUAUUUCAGAGCUGUGGAGCCAUCUAGAUACAAGUAAUUAAACCACAGACUUUUCUCCCUACCCCAUUGGCCAGGAUUCAAGAAAGCAGGCCAGGAUAAAGAAAUCAAAGUUGACAUUUUGUUUUGAAAAUGCUAAAACAACAAGCUAAAAGCAAUGAUGAGUAUUUUUCCCUUUCUCUAAAACAUGAGAUCAGUUCAUUUGGGCAAGAUCAAGCCAGUAACUGCCCUCCUGUUUGACCUGCAACAUAACAAACAGAAAUCCUGGCUGUAGUAAGAACAAAUUGAACACUUCAAAGCCUUUCUUCCCUCCCUGUUUCCCUUUUAGCUUUUCUUAUUUUGUUUUUUUAUUUUAUUUUAUAAAAACAUUCAUUGCAUGAAUAAAAACUUAUUUAAGAAUAAUUUGUUUUGUUUGUUGUGAUUUGGAAAUCCUGUUUGAUUUCCAUAUUUUUUGCAAAAGAAUGUAUUUUUUUGGAAACUCUACUAAUGAUCUUGUUUUCUGAUUUUGUCUCUUUUGGUUUUCCACAACUGAUAUUGUUAUUUAGAAGGUUUCAGGUGGGUGAAACUAUUCCUGCGUAGGUGCCUGGCGGAAAGGAACACUAGGGCAGCCUCAGUCCCCUCCUCUUCUUCCAGCCAGCUGCGGCCGCCACUCUGACAAAGUCCAUAAAUAUGGCCUGUUACCUGAAAGCCAUUGAGACUCAGCCCAACUUUGCCGUGGCUUGGAGCAACCUGGGCUGUGUGUUCAAUGCCCAGGGAGAAAUUUGGCUGGCCAUACAUCAUUUUGAAAAGGCAGUCACCCUGGAUCCAAAUUUCCUUGAUGCCUACAUCAACUUGGGAAAUGUUUUGAAAGAAGCCAGAAUCUUUGACAGGGCUGUGGCUGGAUACCUGAGAGCCCUGAGUCUCAGCCCCAACCAUGCUGUUGUUCAUGGGAAUCUUGCCUGUGUCUACUACGAACAAGGUCUCAUUGACUUGGCCAUCGACACUUACCGCCGUGCAAUCGAACUACAGCCACACUUCCCUGAUGCCUACUGCAAUUUGGCAAAUGCCCUGAAAGAGAAAGGCAACGUCUCUGAGGCAGAGGAAUGCUACAACACAGCCUUACGCUUGUGUCCCACUCACGCCGACUCACUCAACAACUUGGCCAAUAUCAAGCGAGAGCAGGGCAACAUCGAGGAAGCCGUUCAGCUCUACAGAAAAGCCUUAGAGGUUUUCCCAGAGUUUGCAGCAGCUCAUUCUAAUCUGGCCAGUGUUCUGCAGCAGCAGGGCAAACUCCAGGAAGCCCUUAUGCACUACAAAGAAGCCAUCAGAAUCAGCCCCACCUUCGCUGAUGCCUACUCAAACAUGGGAAAUACACUGAAGGAGAUGCAGGAUGUGCAAGGAGCACUUCAGUGCUACACCCGUGCCAUCCAGAUUAACCCUGCCUUUGCUGACGCACACAGCAAUUUGGCCUCUAUCCACAAGGAUUCUGGAAACAUUCCUGAGGCCAUUGCUUCCUACCGCACUGCUUUGAAACUCAAGCCAGAUUUCCCAGACGCUUACUGCAACCUGGCACAUUGCCUACAGAUUGUGUGUGACUGGACGGAUUACGACGAGCGAAUGAAGAAGCUCGUGAGCAUCGUGGCUGACCAGCUGGACAAGAACCGUCUGCCCUCCGUUCAUCCACACCACAGCAUGCUCUACCCUCUCUCGCACGGCUUCCGCAAGGCCAUUGCGGAGCGUCAUGGAAACCUAUGUCUGGACAAGGUACACAAAAUGAUCAAAAUCAAUGCACUGCACAAACCCCCCUACGAGCAUCCCAAAGAUCUAAAGGCCAGUGGCGGACGUCUGCGUGUUGGCUAUGUCAGUUCUGACUUUGGCAACCACCCAACUUCACAUCUCAUGCAGUCCAUUCCUGGAAUGCACAGUCCUGAGAAAUUCGAGGUCUUCUGCUACGCACUCAGCCCUGAUGAUAGCACCAACUUCCGUGUCAAAGUGGUGGCAGAGGCUCAUCAUUUCACAGACCUUUCACAGAUCCCUUGCAAUGGCAAAGCUGCCGAUCGUAUUCAUCAGGAUGGAAUCCACAUUCUGGUCAACAUGAAUGGAUAUACCAAAGGUGCAAGAAAUGAACUUUUUGCCCUUCGCCCAGCCCCCAUUCAGACCAUGUGGCUGGGUUACCCAGGAACCAGUGGGGCACCCUUCAUGGACUACAUCAUCUCUGACAAAGAGACCUCACCAAUGGAAGUGGCUGAGCAGUAUUCAGAGAAACUGGCGUACAUGCCCCACACUUUCUUCAUCGGAGACCACGCCAACAUGUUUCCCCACCUCAAGAAAAAGGCAGUGAUAGAUUUCAAGUCUAAUGGACACAUCUUUGAUAACCGGAUUGUUCUCAAUGGUAUUGAUCUGAAAGCCUUCUUAGACAGUCUGCCAGAUGUGAAAGUAAUAAAGAUGAAGUGUGACAACAACCAAGACACGGCUGGUGACACGAAUGGAGCCCUUUCCAUGCCCGUUAUUCCGAUGAACACUGCAGCUGAAGCCAUCAUCAACAUGAUCAACCAGGGUCAAAUCCAGGUCACAAUCAAUGGCUUCACAGUCAGCAAUGGCCUGGCCACCACACAGAUUAACAACAAAGCUGCCACUGGUGAAGAGGUGCCACGCACAAUUGUUGUGACCACUCGCUCCCAAUAUGGUCUUCCAGAGGACUCCAUCGUCUACUGCAACUUUAACCAGCUCUACAAGAUCGAUCCCCCUACUCUACAAAUGUGGGCAAACAUCCUGAAUCGUGUGUCCAACAGUGUGCUGUGGCUCCUGCGGUUCCCUGCAGUAGGGGAGCCCAACAUCGUCCAGUAUGCUCAGACCAUGGGUCUGCCUAGCUCUCGCAUCAUCUUUUCUCCUGUGGCACCAAAAGAGGAGCACGUGAGGCGUGGUCAGUUGGCUGACGUGUGCCUAGAUACUCCUCUGUGCAAUGGUCACACUACAGGCAUGGAUGUUCUCUGGGCCGGAACACCCAUGGUCACCAUGCCAGGUGAGACCCUCGCUUCUCGUGUGGCAGCUUCACAACUCAACUGUCUCGGCUGCCCUGAACUGAUUGCCCAGAGUCGCCAGGACUACGAGGACAUAGCUGUCAAACUUGGAUCGGACAUGGAAUUUCUGAAGAUGAUCAGGGCACGAGUCUGGAAGCAGCGGAUCUGCAGUCCCCUGUUCAACACCAAGCAGUACACGACUGACUUGGAGAGACUGUACCUGCAGAUGUGGGAGCAUCAUAGCAAUGGCAACAAGCCAGAGCACAUGUUUAAAUUCCAAACAAUCGAGGCCAGUGAGAGUGCGUGAACUGGAUGGAAGCAUGCCAAAUUCUUUUAACUCUCAUCCCCGUCGUGUUCAACCCUGGGAACUUUUUCUUUUUUUUUUUUUUAGCUUCGAGCACCCUAGCUUUGAAAAUUCAACUUCCAAACUUAAUCUCUAUAUUAGUGUCUAGAUUUCUCAUCUACUGCUAACAGGAAUUUUAUUUAUGACGGAUCUCACAUAAGACUUUUGGCCCGUUUCUGUCAUCCACGUUUGCAUUUUAUGAACUCGAGACUUAAGUCCUUACAUGCAGUGUGUUUGAGCAUGAAAGGAUCCUCAGUGCCCUCCCACCCCCCGGCUCAGUACCCCCUCCAAAAAAAAGAAGUGGUUUUUGUUCUUGUCUGUAAAUUGGACUAAUUGCAGCAUGUAGAGAAUGCUAAUCCGUCUUUAUUUUUAUUCAGAUUCAGUAGGGAGUGUUGUUUUAAAACAGUCGAUGCUGCAGCACCAAAAUCAUUGCUUGGAUUUUCACCUCAUCCGCUUAAAGAUGCAACUAUAAAAAGGCAGAGUUCAGCUGCUCUUUGUCCUAAGCUCUUGUUUGAUGAGUGCAGGUAGUUUUUUUUUUUUUGUGUGUGCACAUUUCGAGUCUGAUAAAGACCCGUUACCUUAAUGCCAACUUUAAUGACUUUCGUCGACAGUGGAGGGAUAUUUUCUGUAUCUGUCGUCCUGUGAUGUCUCAUUGCUUGUAAGAAUUAUUAGUUUGGACAAGGCUGGACUUCUGAAUCAAUGGAUUGGGCCUAAAAAAAUGUCUUAGAUGCAGAUUUCCACACUUCAGUCUCCCUUUUUUUUAUUUCACAAGAUCCAGCCUGGGUAAGUAUUUUCUAAGCCGUUUUUGUUUUUGUAUAUUGUCUGUUUAUCGUAUGCUGUCGAUGAUGCCACUAGGCUCUAAAUAUAAUAAAAACAAUAAAGAGAUGGCAAAGC
Molecule: messenger RNA, 5385 nt
Organism: Cynoglossus semilaevis (tongue sole)
Lineage: Eukaryota; Metazoa; Chordata; Actinopteri; Pleuronectiformes; Cynoglossidae
Gene: ogt.1
Product: O-linked N-acetylglucosamine (GlcNAc) transferase, tandem duplicate 1
Exons: 19
Coding region: 1819-4455 (878 amino acids)
Biological process (GO): protein O-linked glycosylation
Molecular function (GO): protein O-acetylglucosaminyltransferase activity; protein binding
Source: RefSeq, a predicted model, not a curated record